Messenger RNA from Lachancea thermotolerans CBS 6340, 2106 nucleotides. RefSeq names its product glutamine--fructose-6-phosphate transaminase (isomerizing) GFA1 (gene GFA1). Gene Ontology annotation, molecular function: L-glutamine:D-fructose-6-phosphate transaminase (isomerizing) activity; carbohydrate derivative binding. Lineage: Eukaryota; Fungi; Ascomycota; Saccharomycetes; Saccharomycetales; Saccharomycetaceae. Gene Ontology annotation, biological process: UDP-N-acetylglucosamine metabolic process; protein N-linked glycosylation; fructose 6-phosphate metabolic process. Bases 1 to 2106 code for a protein of 701 amino acids. The transcript has a single exon. The record is from RefSeq and is a predicted model, not a curated record.
AUGUGUGGUAUUUUUGGUUACUGCAACUACUUGGUGGAGAAAUCCAGGGGGGACGUGAUUGAUACGCUUGUGGAGGGUCUGCAGAGAUUAGAGUACAGAGGUUACGAUUCGACCGGUAUCGCUAUUGAUGGCGACGAACCUGACUCCACAUUGAUCUACAAGCAAAUCGGUAAAGUGGCGGCUUUGGAAAAGGAGAUCGAGGCUGAGAAGCCCAACAGGGAUGUGACUUUUGUGUCACACUGCGGUAUUGCGCACACAAGAUGGGCCACUCACGGUGAGCCAAAGUGGUCCAACUGCCAUCCACAGCGCUCCGACACGGCCAGCGACUUUGUGAUUGUGCACAAUGGUAUCAUCACCAACUUCCGCGAGCUGAAACAGCUACUGAUCAACAAGGGUUACAAGUUUGAAUCCGACACAGACACUGAGUGUAUUGCAAAGCUGUUCAAGCAUCUCUACGACACGAACCUGAAGCAUGGCAACGAGCCCGACUUCCACGAGUUGACUAUGCAGGUGUUGUUGGAGCUAGAUGGUUCAUACGGUCUGCUGUGCAGAUCUGUACACUAUCCAAACGAAGUGAUUGCCACAAGAAAAGGCUCCCCUUUGUUAAUUGGUGUCAAGUCUGAAAGAAAGCUCAAGGUCGAUUUCGUUGAUGUCGAAUUCCCAGACACCGACGAGGCACAACCAGAGAUCCCACUUAAUAGCACCCGCGGCGAGGCUAGAAACUUUUUGCCUAUCGCAUCCAACGAGUCUGCUCUCAGACGCUCUCAGUCUAGAGCAUUCUUGUCAGAAGACGGUGCUCCAAACCCAGUUGAGUUCUUUGUCUCCUCUGACGCUGCGUCCGUGGUUAAACACACCAAGAAGGUCCUCUUCUUGGAGGAUGAUGACAUUGCGCACAUCUACGAUGGUGAGUUGCACAUCCACAGAUCUAGAAGGGAGAUUGGUGCUUCUGCAACCAGAUCUAUACAGACCUUGGAAAUGGAGCUGGCCCAGAUCAUGAAGGGCUCCUACAAGCAUUUCAUGCAGAAGGAGAUUUUUGAACAACCCGAUUCAACCUUCAACACUAUGAGAGGUAGAAUUGACUUUGAAAACAAUAGCGUGAUGUUAGGUGGACUGAACUCCUGGCUGCCGGUGAUCAGAAGAGCCCGCAGGCUUAUUAUGAUAGCUUGUGGUACCUCUUAUCAUUCUUGUUUGGCUACUAGAGCAAUCUUUGAAGAGCUGUCUGAAAUUCCAGUUAGCGUCGAAUUGGCGUCCGACUUCCUGGACAGGAAAACGCCAGUCUUCAGGGACGAUAUCGCAGUGUUCGUGUCGCAAAGUGGUGAAACGGCUGACACUAUGCUAGCUUUGAAAUACUGUCUGGAAAGAGGUGCUCUGACUGUAGGCAUUGUUAACAAUGUCGGUUCCUCAAUUUCUAGGGUUACUCAUUGUGGUGUCCACAUCAACGCAGGCCCUGAAAUCGGUGUCGCAUCCACUAAAGCUUACACUUCUCAAUACAUUGCCUUGGUUAUGUUUGCUCUUUCUCUUUCCGAUGACAGAGUUUCUAAACUGGACAGACGAAGAGAAAUCAUACAAGGAUUGAAGAAAAUUCCAGAGCAAAUCAGAAAGGUGCUACUAAUGGAGCCCCGUAUCAAGGAGCUUUGUGAAAAAGAGCUAAAAGACCAAAAAUCCUUGCUGCUUUUAGGCAGAGGUUACCAGUUUGCCUCGGCUUUGGAAGGUGCCCUUAAAAUCAAAGAAAUCUCGUACAUGCACUCAGAAGGUGUCCUUGCUGGCGAGCUGAAACACGGUGUGCUGGCGUUGGUUGACGAAAAUCUUCCUAUUAUUGCUUUCGGUACUAGAGAUUCUUUGUUCCCUAAGGUUGUCUCCUCCAUCGAGCAAGUUACUGCAAGAAAGGGCCGUCCUAUCAUUAUCUGUAACGAGAACGAUGAAGUUUGGGCUGCGAAAGCCGCUAAUAGCAACUUGGCUACGCUGGAGGUCCCCUUGACGGUUGACUGCCUGCAAGGCCUUCUCAACAUUAUUCCUCUGCAGCUGACUUCCUACUGGCUGGCCGUCAACAAGAACAUUGACGUGGACUUCCCAAGAAACCUUGCUAAGUCUGUUACUGUCGAGUAA